CGCGAGAGGGGGCAGCAUCUUAUGAACAUAUUUGCGCUUUUCCGCCCCUCUUCCCUGUAUAGUAGUAGCUAUAAUAAUAUUAUACAGUGGACACUUAUUGUAAUGCGAAGACUGCGUAUACGCGGAGCAUUCUAUAACCUCUUAUUUGCACUUGGAAAUAGCUAGAGAGUAUAUUCGGCUUGGAAUUGAAAAAGAAAAUCGACUUUUGGCGACUUGGCGUGAAGGAGACGAGAGAAGUGAGGAAAUUAGUUCUCCCGUCAACGGCGCAGUCUCUCAACAUGCAGACCGGCUUCAAGAAGGACUACCCGAGCAACGUUGCCCGCAGCAGCUCGAUCCUGACGAGUGGCCGAGUUGGUCGCGUGCCUCGUUUCGAGUAUGUGAAUCGUCAAGGUCAGGUAGUGAAUCCCAAGACCGGUAAACCCUACGACCGCAUGCACGAGAACGGCGUGCAUCAGUCUUCCGGCAAAGCCGCAGCAAAGGCCCUUAACAAGCGCUACCCGAUCAAGACACGUGGAACAAUGUUCGGAGGCCUGGAGCCGAUUCCCACUGACCCGACGCGAGAUCCACCACCCCGGGUAUGCUACAACUGCUGGCAAAAGGGACACUCCCGGCGAGACUGUCCCAGGCCGGCCGUUGCCAGGUACUGCAAUAACUGCGGCAGACGAGGUGAGGACUUGAGGACCUGCCCCAGGUGCAAGCUGGCGCACGAUCGCUAUCUUAUCCAGCUGCAGGCUAAAGAGCGGGGCGAGGAGCUGGACCCCGAGGAGGUCGAGAGAUUGUUGCCCGAAUCCGAAUUUUAUGAGGAUGAAAUCGAGGAGAAUGAGGACGGCUGUGACGAGAUAUUGCGAGAGCUCAUGCUCCAGGAUGAGCGGCCAAGGAUAGUCAGCAACGGACUGAACCGUGACUACCAAGAGAGACACAUUGGCCUUGCUGUAUUUCAGGAACGCGAAGAUGCCUCUGCGUUCAAAAACAGAGAGCGCGAGAUGGAGAGAGAAUGGGACAGAGAGAGGGAGAUAGAACAGGAGGAAGAAGCUUUGAAAAAACUGUACGCUGAGCGAGGAAGGCAAGAGCGACGAUCGGGUUAUAGCGACAGAGAGACUAGGUACGACGAUGAGAUAGACCAGCAGUACGAAAUGGAGAGGCGGGAAAGAAAGGAGAGAGAGGAGAGGGAGCGGGAGCGCUCGAGAUGGAGAGUACAGGAGGUAAUGAGCAGCGCAGCAACCGCGAAGCAGAGCACCAGUUCGACAACAGUGUCCGAGGCACAGAUCACCUCGGACCCGGUGCAGGAUUUCCUGCUACUCGCUAAGACGAUAGCGCAUCUGUCACCUGAGACGCAGGAUCUGAUCAUGCGACAGGUGAUCGCUGAGCGCAAGGAGCACCAGGCCAGAUCGAAGGGGAUGCAACGAGAACACGAGGAAGACACAUGGCCGUAAAGCUCUUGGAAGCUUCGCGUUCGUCAAGGGUGAAAGAAGUGGUUUUGAAGGCGUGAUUGGAUGUCGUCGAUUUUGUUGAUGGCUUUGGUAGUUGCAAAUUUUUUUCUGAAUAUGUGAGGGUUGAGAUAUGAUAUAAUUAUAAUAAGUCUUGCAAUCAGUAAGGUAGAACUUUCUUCUGUUAUACAGAAUGAAAUUAAGGACUGCUAGCAAGCGAUGUAUUGAUUAUAUAGGGAUACCAUAUUAUUCAGGUCUUUUGUAGUUGAAAAACUUAUAAUGAAACUUUGUCAGCUUGUUUGGCUUAGUGUUUUAUUAUCAUUACUGAAACAAAACAUCACAUACUUAUUGUGUACUUUUUUCUGCUAAUUUUAUGAGCCAUCGCAAAAUGAUCAUUACAUAUUAGUAGUCUUUUAUGGAACAAUGCCAAGAAUUUUUGAUUGUUUAUGAGUUUUAUAUAGAUGUACCUAUUCAUUAGAGUGAUUAAAUAUUAACAAAUCUUAUAGUGUCUGUAGAUUCCAAGUCUUCAUUCUAAUAUUAUGAACAAACAAGGAAAUAGUUACUAGAGAAUACUGAGUAUCAACAAAGUCUGUUUUUACUGCAGCAAGUCAACUAUAUUACCAAAUGAUGAAUUCUGUAGUUUGACAUCUGAAUCUCUGUAAUUUCGUUGUAUUGUUUUUUUCUAAUAACAGAUAAUUGCAUAAAUUUGGCUAAAUUUUCAUGACGACUCGAUAAAAAUAAGAAAACAUCACGCAUUAAGGAUAAAAAGCAGAGUGGUUAAUUGCAAUUAUGAAGUAUAUGGCGUCAUAAUGUCGCACAUUGAACGAGCUUUAAAUCCAUAACUAUUAUUGUAAAGAUAGACACCUAUCAACUUAUUAUUUCUCGUAAGGAUUAUAGUCAUUUCUUAAAUUUGCGACUAAGAUUGGCCCGAUAAGAUGAUGAAUGUUGAUCAACUAUUAUCUUACGUGAAGACUAAAUAAAAAAUGAAGAUGAAUACAAGUGGAAAAGUGCGAGCUUUGAGAGAACGAGCAUAAGUGCAGUUGUAUUAAUAAUUCUUAUACAACCUAUACUAGAACUGUCUUGUAUCAUGAUGAAUAUAAUGCAAAAUUUAUAAUAAAUAUUAAGUGCACUCAA
Molecule: messenger RNA, 2561 nt
Organism: Nasonia vitripennis (jewel wasp)
Lineage: Eukaryota; Metazoa; Arthropoda; Insecta; Hymenoptera; Pteromalidae
Product: trichohyalin
Exons: 2
Coding region: 279-1433 (384 amino acids)
Molecular function (GO): zinc ion binding; nucleic acid binding
Source: RefSeq, a predicted model, not a curated record